UUCUGUUUCCCCGCCUCCUCAGCGGAAGCCAGGCGCCAAACUCAAAUUUUAGCAGGGCCGGGACGCCUCUCGGCGACUUCCGCGGGCCGGGCCUGCUGGACUAUUCUUCUCACUGGCACGGGCAGCAGUCCAACAUGAGCCAGGUUCUGUUCCAGGAACUAGUCCCGCUGCAGGUGAAAUGCAAAGACUGCGAGGAGAGGAGAGUAAGUGUUAGAGUGAGCAUUGAACUACAAUCAGUUUCUAAUCCAGUUCACAGAAAGGAUUUAGUUGUCCGUCUGACUGAUGAUACGGAUCCGUUUUUUCUGUAUAACCUUGUUAUAUCUGAGGAAGAUUUUCAAAGUUUAAAAUUCCAGCAAGGCCUUCUGGUAGACUUCUUAGCUUUCCCACAAAAAUUUAUUGAUCUCCUUCAGCAGUGUACUCAAGAACAUGCCAAAGAAAUUCCAAGGUUUUUGCUGCAGUUAGUUUCUCCAGCACAUAUUUUGGAUAACUCACCUGCCUUUUUAAAUGUGGUAGAGACAAAUCCUUUUAAGCAUCUUACACACCUCUCGCUAAAACUUUUACCUGGAAAUGAUGUGGAAAUAAAGAAAUUUUUAGCCUGCUGUUUGAAAAGUAGCAAGGAAGAAAAAUUAUCAUUGAUGCAAUCACUAGAUGAUGUUACUAGGCAACUGAAUUUUACACAGAAGACCUUAUCAGAAAAAAUCCAAGAAUUAGAUAAGCUACAGAAUGAAUGGGCAUCACACACAGCUGCAUUGUCAAAUAAACAUUCCCAGGAACUAACAAACGAGAAAGAAAAGGCCUUGCAGGUACAGGUACAAUAUCAACAGCAGCAUGAACAACAGAAAAAAGAUUUAGAAAUCCUCCAUCAACGAAACAUCCAGCAACUACAAAACAAAUUAUCUGAGUUAGAAGCAGCUAAUAAAGACCUAACGGAAAGAAAAUAUAAAGGAGACUCUACCAUCAGAGAACUGAAAACAAAACUAUCCGGUGUUGAAGAGGAGCUCCAGCGGGCUAAGCAAGAAGUCCUCUCUUUGCGAAGAGAAAAUUCUACCCUAGAUGCUGAAUGCCAUGAAAAAGAAAAGCAUAUUAAUCAGCUGCAAACAAAAGUGGCUGUUUUAGAACAGGAAAUCAAGGAUAAGGACCAGCUUGUUUUAAGAACAAAGGAAGCAUUUGAUACAAUCCAGGAACAAAAGGUGGCUUUAGAAGAAAAUGGUGAGAAAAAUCAGGUACAACUAGGAAAACUUGAAGCUACAAUAAAAUCAUUAUCAGCAGAACUUCUUAAGGCAAAUGAGAUUAUCAAGAAGUUGCAAGGGGAUCUGAAAACUCUGAUGGGUAAAUUGAAACUGAAGAAUACAGUAACUAUUCAGCAAGAGAAACUCUUGGCUGAGAAGGAAGAAAAAUUACAAAAGGAACAAAAGGAAUUACAAGAUGUUGGACAGUCUCUCCGAAUUAAAGAGCAAGAGGUAUGCAAGUUACAAGAACAAUUAGAAGCUACAGUUCAAAAACUUGAAGAAAGCAAACAACUUCUAAAAAAUAAUGAAAAGUUAAUCACAUGGUUAAAUAAAGAACUAAAUGAAAAUCAGCUAAUGAGAAAGCAAGAUGUCUUGGGGCCUUCCACCACUCCACCUGUACACUCAAGCAGCAACACAAUCAGAAGUGGCAUUUCUCCUAACUCGAAUGUGGUUGAUGGUAGACUUAUGUACCCAGCCUGUGGGAUCGGUUAUCCUGUCUCCUCUGCAUUUGGAUUCCAGAAUACCUUUCCUCAUUCUAUAUCUGCCAAAAAUAACAUCCAUCCAGUUUCUGGACCAAAGGUUCAGUUUAACUUGCAAUUUACAAAACCAAAUACAUCACUAGGAGAUGUUCAAACAGGAACAACUAUUAGUAUGCCUUGCUCAACUGACAAGGAAAAUAGUGCAAAUUUAGGGCUGGAACCCAAAUAUCUGAAGAAAAGGGAAGAUAGCAUUCCUUUACGUGGACUCAACCAGAAUCUGUUCAGUAAGCCAGACCAUCAGAAGGAUGGCGCUUUCGGAGCAGCGCAGACCUCGUCCAAGCCCCUGGGGCUCCCGUCCGCACCGUCAGCCUAUUUCCCUGGGCAGUUAGCAAACAGCUGAUGCUAGUGUGACCUUAUACUUUUUACUGAAAUUUUAGAAAUUCACAUGGUUUAAAAAUAUACGAACAGCAGAGAUCAUAUCCUAAGCCAGCAAGUUUCCAAGGUUACUUGAGCUUAACCUAUUAGGUCGUUUGGAUCCUUUUAAGGACCAAUGUCAUUUAUGGCAAACUAGAGGAGCCCGGGUGUCCCUGCGGGAUUCUGAGGAAAUGACACUUUUUAGUUUGUGAACAUGGGGUUUUACAGAAUACUGGUAUGAAUUUUAUUAAGCAAAUCCUUAGAAAUUCUAAGAAGUUCUAAGGAGAGAGUUGAUCCUUUUAAGGGACAUUCUAGUCAUAUUGAGUAACUGGGUAAAUGAAAACCUGCUCAGGAAUAGUGUGAAGCCAAAGAAUGUUAAUAAUUCAUUUUAUCAUUUUCAUUGGGAAAAGUGUUGACACCUGAGAAUUAUGAGGGAAAAUGAUUAUCUCCAAAGAUACAUAUAUUAUCGACAUUUAAAGGGAAAAGUCCUAAAAUUACCUUAAAUGAAUGAAAAUAAACGAAUCCUUCACAAGUAAAUAUUUUCCUUGCAACCUCUUUAAAUUAGCUAGUAAACCAGUCUAAGCAAUUUUGAUAAAUUAUAAAAAUAAUUUGGACAGCAUAUUUAUAUAACCAGAUUAGGCAGAAAGUGCUUUUAAUCAUUUGAACUGCAAAGUUUAUAGGAUUUUAAUGUUUCCUGGAAGUCUUCACUCCUCCAGUUUUCACUUUCAUUUUGAAUUUCAUGGGUUUGUUUUGCAGUUGAAUCUGAAUUAGAAUGUUUUAAAAAUUAGCACUAUACAGAAUACUGUAAGACCAUCAUGAAUAUUCAUUGUAUUAUAAUAUCAGAGUGGGUUCAUUUUAACGUUUGCUUAAUAAAGUAGGCAAAUUGAGUAACUGUUAGAAGCUAUAGCUCUUUUCUCUUCCCUGUAGCCAAAAGUUUCAAGUAAGAAUUAUUUGGGGAAAAUCAGGUAAAAAAAACUUCACCUCGUUAUCAGAGGGACAGUUCCCCCUUUUGUUUUCUGGCUGAUGACCACCCAGUACGAGCAGUGUUCUCUUAUGAAACCUAUAUAUCAGUUUUUGUUUGCAAGGGUUGCUAAUGCUCGUGUGAGAGUCAAAAACUGUUUUAAAGGACCUCACCACACAGAUGAAGAGAGAGACAUUGAAGACACUAGUGGCAUAUCCGCAUCAUGGGCUCCUGGUAAGACAGAGAAUCUUUGCUAGUACUUUUCUGAAGCCACAACAUUGAGUCCUGUGAUGCCGUGAAACUCUGCUGGUCGUUGCAAGGAGUCGAAACUAGGGGAUUUAUUCUAGAACAUUUAGUAACCGUUACGGGGUUGGCCUUUUAUCUAGCUGUCAUUUAAAUAUACUGUAUUAAUAUUAGAAAGACUACUUGGUUACAGUAACUUCAGGGGACUUCCUCAUCAUCUGGAAUCUCUCCUGUAAAUAUGAUGUAAUAUAUAUAAAACAUUUUGUGACAGAGUCUGGAUGGGAUUUAUAAUCUACAGUCCUUUUUUAUUUGAAAUUGUUUUGCGGUGUACAGCUGUACAUGUGUUAAUAAUCACAGGUUGCAAUGAAUGUAAACUGUGAGCUUUGUCAAUAAAGUAUUUAUGGAGUGUGACAGGUAAAAAGUAUAUAAGCAGAAACCGGGCUGAUCUGCAACUAUAGAUUAUGCUUAGAAUUUAAGUACUUGCAUUUAAUUUAUGGACUAGGUUUUCAUUUCUUUUGUCCUCCUACAAGAGUAUUUUGUAGUGCUGGAGAAAAAAGGGAUUGAAAGGAAAAAGGUGUAAAGCUUUGAUUUGUUACUGUAAAAAUGAUGAUGGUAACAAAUAAAGCCAAAACAGCCCUUCUAGGGAAUCACAGAUCAAGACUUUUCUUUUAAAAAAAAAUCAUUAAAAUAUUUAAUUUUAUUAACAGAAUAUUUACAUUUCUUUUAAGACCUUAUUUAGCCAUAGCGAAUGUUCCAAGUUUAAAAAGCACUGCGCAAUAACCACACACAAGAUGAAAACAGUGUAAACUAUACAAUACUUUAUGUACAAUUUUUACAAAGUAACACUUCUUUAAAUAAUAUAACUGGACACAAAAAUAUACACUUUAGAGAAAUUCACAUCAGGAAUUGUAUAAAGCUCUCUUCUAGGGUCCUGAAAAUUUAGGACAAACAUUAGCUCUGUAAAUAAAGUGUUACUGUGACAGUCCUGAAAGGCCACUAUAUAUAUUUAUCUACAUACAGAUAUCACAUUGACAUUUUCAAGGCUACCAGCUUUACUAUAUAAUUUUAGAUUAUGUGUUCAAGUGUUGAGGUUCGUAUGAUUAUGCAAACGUUAAAAGAAUAGUGGUAGAAGUAGCUGGGGAACAACUUUGAGCCAGCGUUUAGAUUUACAGACUCUACCCCAAUUUAAAUUCUAAAUGGCUGAUACUCUCAUUUCAAAAACAGUGGUGAAUAUUUUUAAAAUAAAAUUACUACAAACAAGCUUAAAACAUGA
Suricata suricatta (meerkat) is the source of this 4599-nucleotide messenger RNA. It is a transcript of the gene SASS6, whose product is annotated as SAS-6 centriolar assembly protein. Gene Ontology annotation, biological process: centriole replication. The coding region runs from base 135 to 2108 and encodes 657 amino acids. NCBI's taxonomy places the organism in Eukaryota, Metazoa, Chordata, Mammalia, Carnivora, Herpestidae. The record is from RefSeq and is a predicted model, not a curated record. Gene Ontology annotation, cellular component: centriole; centrosome. The transcript is spliced from 17 exons.